Haliaeetus leucocephalus (bald eagle) is the source of this 1740-nucleotide messenger RNA. It is a transcript of the gene NPAS4, whose product is annotated as neuronal PAS domain protein 4. Lineage: Eukaryota; Metazoa; Chordata; Aves; Accipitriformes; Accipitridae. The coding region runs from base 1 to 1740 and encodes 579 amino acids. Gene Ontology annotation, molecular function: RNA polymerase II transcription regulatory region sequence-specific DNA binding; protein dimerization activity; DNA-binding transcription factor activity, RNA polymerase II-specific. The transcript is spliced from 8 exons. Gene Ontology annotation, biological process: regulation of transcription by RNA polymerase II. The record is from RefSeq and is a predicted model, not a curated record.
AUGCUCCGCUCCACCAAGGGCGCCUCCAAGGCGCGGCGGGACCAGAUCAACGCCGAGAUCCGCGCCCUGCGCGACCUCCUGCCGCUGCCCGAGGGCGCCCGGCCGCGCCUCUCCUACCUGCACGUCAUGGCCCUCGCCUGCAUCUACACCCGCAAGGGCGCCUGCCUCCGUCCCGGCCCGGCACGGGGAGCACCCAUGGAGCUGCUGGGGGGACCGGAGCUGGCCGACCUGGUGGCAUCACUGCCCGGCUUCCUGCUGGCCGUCACCCGCGAGGGGAAGCUGGUCGGCGUCACCGACAAUGUCGCGCAGCACCUGGGGCACUCCAUGGUAGACCUGGUGGCACAGGGUGACAGCAUUUACGACCUGCUGGAUCCCGCCGACCACCCCCUGGUGCGACAUCAGCUCACUCUGCCCGGGCCCCCCCAGGCAGAGCGCCUCUUCCGCUGCCGUUUCACCACCUCGCGGGCCUCGCGCCGUCCCAGUGCCGGGCGGAAGCUGGUGCUGUUGCGGGGCCGGUUCCAGGCCCCCCCUGGCCCCCCCGGGGCUUCCCCAGGACUUUUCGUCGCCUUCUGUGCCCCCCUGGACCCCCCACCUUGGCCCUGCCCCGACUGCCUGCUGCUGCCUGCGUUCCAGAGCCGCCAUGCCCGUGACCUUGCCCUGCUCGACAUCUCCGACAGCGUCCUGAUCCACCUGGGCUACGGGCGUGGGGAGCUCCUGGGUCGCUCCUGGUACCGGCUCCUGCACCCCGAGGACCUUGGCCACGUCGCUCGCCAGCACCUCCGCCUCGCAGGAGCAGGGGCAGAGGCGCGGGGGGAGCUGGUGACGCGGCUGCAACGCAAGGACGGCCUGGGCUGGACGUGGGUCUACGCCCGACUGCGCCCUGAGGGCCCGGCCCUGCUCGCCCACAACUUUGUCAUCAGUGAGGCUGAAGCCUGGUGCCUGCGGCAGCAGCUGGCAGCUGAGGCCCCCCCGGGCCCCCCCGAGCCCUUCGGCCCAAGCCUUGACUUCCCUGGUGCUGCCAUCGGAGCUGGUGGGGACCUUGGUGUUGGCGCUGACCCCAGCAUUGGCCUCAGUGUUGGCCCCGGCAUUGGAUCCAGCGUUGACCUUGGUGUCGGAUCUGGGCUUGGAGAUGACAUUGGAGCUAAUGUUGGCGUCAACGUUGGCCUUGGCCUUGGGGUCAACGUUGGAUGUGGCCUCGGAGCUGAUGUUGGACAUGGUCUUGGAGCUGGCCUUGGGGCCACUGUUGACCCUGCUGUCGGAGCUGGUGUUGGACCUGGUCUUGGAGCCAACAUGGGACCUGGUCUUGAUGCCAACAUGGGACCUGCUCUCGGAGCUGCCAUCGGACAUGGUCUUGGAGGCAACGUUGGGGCCAACAUUGACCCUGCGCUGGAGUUGGCAUUGGCGUGGGAGCUGGCAUCAGAGUCGACGUUGGCCUCGGUGUGGCAGCUGGCACCGGCGCCGAUGUUGGCCCCAACCUUGGGGCUGAUAUUGGAGCUGCUCUUGGAGCUGGCACCGGAGAUGAUAUUGGAGCUGGUCUCCAAGCCAAUGGUGGAGCGGACACUGGCCCCAGUCUCGGAGCCGGCGUUGCGCUCAGUGUCGGGGCCAACAUUGGGCCUGGUCUUGGUGGCGGUGUCAGAGCCAGUGUUGGGCUCGGCAUUGGGGCUGUUGGUCCUGCUCUUCCAUCUGAUGUCGGCGCUGGCGUGGGACUCACCGUCGGUGCCAGCGUUGGAGCCAAUAUAG